GCGCUACGAUUCCACAUUUGCCGUAAUCGCAAAAGAUUUUCUAUUUCGUUCUUUGGAGAUCUCCGAAGAAUAUAGUUUGGGUGUCGUGAGUUAUUUUGGAUUGUCAUCAUGAAUCGCAAACGAGAAGGCCGUCGUAAGAAGGGAGCGACUAACGAGGUUGUCACUCGGGAGUACACCAUUCAUCUUCACAAGCGGCUCCAUGGCGUAGGAUUCAAAAAGCGAGCACCUCGCGCAAUCAAGGAAAUUCGGAGGUUUGCGAAAGUUCAGAUGGGAACAGAGGACGUACGCGUUGACACCAAAUUAAACAAGUUCGUCUGGUCGAAAGGAAUAAGAGGCGUCCCUUUUCGCGUCCGUGUCAGACUUUCCCGCCGUCGAAAUGAAGAUGAGGAUUCUCCCCAUAAACUGUACACCCUUGUUACAUGGGUUCCCGUCGAGGAAUUUAAAGGUUUGCAGACGAAUAAUGUUGAUAACGAGGAAUAGAUUUCGAUUACUGUUUUCAUGUUGACUAUCGGAUGUUCUGGAGCUUUUCUGGAUGGCCUGUUAGAAAAAAACGCAAAAAAACGAAUUCUGGUCA
Molecule: messenger RNA, 574 nt
Organism: Paramacrobiotus metropolitanus
Lineage: Eukaryota; Metazoa; Tardigrada; Eutardigrada; Parachela; Macrobiotidae
Product: 60S ribosomal protein L31-like
Exons: 4
Coding region: 109-480 (123 amino acids)
Biological process (GO): cytoplasmic translation
Cellular component (GO): ribosome; cytosolic large ribosomal subunit
Molecular function (GO): structural constituent of ribosome
Source: RefSeq, a predicted model, not a curated record